Messenger RNA from Microthlaspi erraticum, 966 nucleotides. The record is from the annotation of a GenBank genome assembly. Lineage: Eukaryota; Viridiplantae; Streptophyta; Magnoliopsida; Brassicales; Brassicaceae.
AUGGCGGAUUGGGGUCCAGUGUUGAUCGCCGUGAUCCUCUUCGUAGUUCUAACGCCGGGACUUCUUUUCCAGAUUCCGGCGGGAGGCCGAGUGGUCGAAUUCGGGAGUAUGCAGACGAGCGGCGCGUCGAUUCUCGUCCACGCCAUCAUCUUCUUUGGUCUCAUCACUAUCUUCACCAUCGCCAUUAACGUCCACAUCUAUUCCGCAAUGGCGACUUCAAUAGCUCGAUUAUCUCGGAGAGGAGUAACUUCUAACCUGAUCCGUCGUUGUUUCGCUGCGGAAGCGGCUUUGGCGAAGAAUACGGAGGCACCCAAGCCUAAAUUGACGGUUUCGCCGGCGCCGGAUCGUGUGAAAUGGGACUACAGGGGACAGAGACAGAUCAUUCCUUUGGGUCAGUGGCUUCCGAAGGUGGCCGUUGAUGCCUACGUGGCACCCAACGUUGUGUUGGCCGGUCAGGUCACGGUCUGGGACGGCUCGUCCGUCUGGAACGGUGCGGUUUUGCGCGGCGAUCUCAACAAAAUCACCCUCGGAUUCUGCUCGAAUGUCCAGGAACGGUGUGUUGUCCAUGCUGCUUGGUCAUCCCCAACAGGAUUACCAGCAGAGACAUUGAUCGACAGGUACGUGACAGUGGGUGCAUACAGUCUUCUGAGAUCAUGUACCAUCGAACCAGAGUGCAUCAUCGGGCAACACUCGAUACUAAUGGAAGGUUCGCUGGUCGAGACCCGCUCAAUCCUGGAAGCUGGUUCGGUUUUGCCGCCAGGGAGAAGGAUCCCAUCAGGUGAACUAUGGGGAGGCAAUCCAGCAAGAUUUAUAAGAACCUUAACCAACGAAGAAACUUUGGAGAUCCCGAAACUCGCUGUAGCGAUCAACCACUUAAGCGGAGACUACUUCUCUGAGUACCUACCUUACUCCACUGUCUACUUAGAGGUUGAGAAGUUCAAGAAGUCCCUUGGAAUCACUGUUUAG